UCCAAAGCAAUUCUUCUCUCAGUACGGCCUAGGUAAGCAAAAGGUUGGACACCCAGAAUCUAGAUAAUCUUUUUAAUCCAGGCUCUUCUAUAGGUAAAGCCCCACCACUCUCUCAACUAACCUCUUUAAAAAGGGAAGGUGGGAGAUAGGCUGAUAGUUAUCUAAAAUAUCCAGCUUCUCUAAUGGUUUCUUGAGGAGACAGUGUACACUUUAAGGUCCCUUUGUUCAAGGUAACUUUCAUUAAUCAGAUGAGACAUGCAGCUAAUCAAUAGGUGAUGGAGAUAACAUUGUGAGAAACCUUCCACUUCCUCAGGACCCACAUGUUCAAAAGUCACCCCAGUUCAUUUCACAGAAUAAUUUUUUUGUCAUCUCUGCUGACUCUGGACUUCGUCAGCCAGUAUCUGAAUAUGAGCAGUAUUAUCCUCCAGAUACUAUGCAAACUUGUUUCAGUGGUCUGGAAAUUCAUUUUCCCACCUAGCAUUUCCCAGCAGGGACAGAAUAACUUUAAACAAUAUGCUUUACAAUAUGCUCCGUUAAAGUGAUAUAAAUGGAAAAUUGUUUAUGAAUAUUGACUUUACUGUUAAUUACCAGCUGAAUUCAUAUAAAUAUUGGAAGAAUGGUUUACCCCAUUUUCUGUUGUAUACAGCAACUGGUGGAAGAGUCCACGUACAGGAAUGAACUUCAAAUGCAGCUGGACAGUAAAGAGAGUGAUAUAGAACAAUUACGUAGUAAAAUUUUAGAUUUGCAGCAAGGCAUGGACUCUACUAGUGUUGCCAGCCUUCAGGCUGAUGAAACAGACGGAAGUGUUACAGAAUCAAGAAUAGAGGGCUGGCUUUCAAUACCAAACAAAGGGAAUAUUAAACGUUAUGGGUGGAAGAAGCAGUAUGUUGUGGUCAGCAGCAGGAAGAUUCUAUUCUAUAAUGAUGAACAGGAUAAAGAGCAAUCUAAUCCAUCUGUGGUAUUGGAUAUAGAUAAAUUGUUCCACGUAAGACCAGUUACGCAGGGUGAUGUUUAUAGAGCAGAAACUGAAGAAAUACCUAAAAUAUUUCAGAUCCUAUAUGCCAAUGAGGGAGAGUGUAGGAAAGACUUGGAAGUAGAAUCAAUACAACCAGUAGAGAAGACAAAUUUCCUGAAUCAUAAAGGUCAUGAAUUUGUUCCAACUUUAUACCAUUUUCCAGCCAAUUGUGAGGCUUGUGCCAAGCCUCUAUGGCACGUAUUUAAGCCACCCCCUGCAGUGGAAUGUCGGCGAUGCCAUGUUAAGUGCCACAAAGAUCACUUGGAUAAAAAAGAAGAAUUAAUAGCACCAUGUAAAGUAAGUUACGACAUAACUUCAGCAAGAGACAUGCUGCUGUUGGCAUCCUGUCAGGAAGAUCAGAAGAAAUGGGUUUCUCAUUUAAUAAAGAAGAUCCCCAAAACACCACCAUCUAGUUUUGUUCGUGCAUCACCAAGGACUCUUUCCACAAGAUCUACAGCAAAUCAGUCAUUCAGGAAAGUUAAAAAUACUUCUGGAAAAGCUAGGUCAAAGGAAUAUGGAUCUGUGGGGGACAUUACUCAUUCAGAGAAUUCAAGUUACUGUUAACAAUAUAUGCAAGCUUCAUGGAUCUGACAUGAUGCAGUCUGAGAAUGGUGGACUUCUUUCACCAUACAGAAGUGUUCAGACCGGUUGUUCUUUCUGAUACAACUUUCACAAGCUUCAGGGCUAAGACUGCUGUUACUCACUCCUCCUUGCUUUGGCAUAAAAAGCUCGCCGAGGGUAUCUUAUUGCGGGUUUGCCUUAAGGUAGAUUAGAUUAAUUAUUACUAUGUAAUGCAAAUAAAAGCAAAUAAAGCUUAGGGUUAGUGCUGCCUUUAGAAAUUCCUGAAUAAUAAAUAAAUGCUUGUCAAUCUUAAUGGAAUGUGGUAAGCUUUUCUCAUAUCAGUGAGAAUGAGAGAACUCUUUACCCUAUGAGAGGGGUAUUUAUAUUGGGAUAAGCACACACACUUGAAUAUAGAAAGAAGGUAUCUCAAACUGAGAGAAGCUGAAAUUUUCAUUGAAGGCUCGAAGUUGUGCUAAAGCAGCAAAAUUUGCUUGAAAACAAAGCCUUAUGUAAUCACUUGAACAUUCAGUGCCUUUUCUGUAUUGUUAUUAAUGCUAAUCAUUCGUGAUAGCUCAAAGUAUUACACAGUUUGCUUUACAAAAUAUUAACUUCACAUAUUGGUAAAGGAGGAGAAAAUGAGUAAUUAAGGUAAUCAAUCUAUGCAUUAUUACCAAGCCAUACAGAAUUGUUUUUCAAGUGGCGUUAGAAGUAACUGUUAAAACAACCAAGUUUGGAAAUAAAUUUUGGUUCAUAAUUUGUAUAACAUGUUUCAUUUAAAAAUUUGAAGUGUGAAUCACAGUAAGCAUACACAUAUGCCUAUGUAUGCUCCAUUUAACAUGUAAAUUAUUGUUAGAAUAUUUUUAUUGGUUGUUGCCUUUUUAGUGCCUUAUUCUGAGAAUUCUUUUACAGCCAUGUCAAAUGAGUUUAGAAAGUUCAAAUACCUAUUGCUAUGUGUCAGUAGUUUUACUGAUUGAAAUAUUGUAGGAUCUAGUUCCAUUUUCAGUUGUACAGUCUUGAAUAAAACUGUUGGUUACCACAAGAUAAUUUAAUCAUAAUACAAAUAGUAGUAAACAUUUUUACCAUGAAAACAAUUUAAAUCUCUGUAACAUGUUAAAAUUCCAGAUAAGGAGUUGAAAUACUUUUAAAAUUCUUGUCUUGUAGCAGGAAUAUUAUUAUGGUAUUAACCGUAUGAUUUAUUUUAUUUCUUAACCAAAUACCUCUUUAGUAAUUUAUAAUGGCUUUGCAGUUAUGUAUUAAAUAAGAAGCACUGGAAAAAUGAUUCGUCUCCAUGGCGAUUUGCAUGUUUCAAGUGGUGAUGAAAGCCUAGCAAUAGAUAUGUAAUAAGCAUAUCUGUUAAUACAACAGUAGUGACUUGUGCUCAUUUAAUACAAAAUAAAACUAAUUUAUGAAAUAAUUAUUUUGAAAAUGACUGUGGUAUUUUUCUCCAGAAUACUGUUUCUAGGAAGUUUUGGAAACUGUUAUACUUUACAGAUGACCAACUGUUAGCAUAUUUAAAUCUGAUGCAACUUGAUAAUUUUUUAAAAAUUAAUUUUUUUAUGUCAUACUACAUUUUAAUACAGGGUAAAGUAGUAGAAAUCGCAUAGGAUAUUAAAGAACUUGUUUUGAUAAUUAAAUUGUUAAAUCCAUUUACUAAGCACAUAAUGAUUUCCAUCAGAAGCCUUAUACCAGGUACACAGCUCUUACAAUAUUAUAUUUACAUUAAUUUUAAUUUAUGCAUAAACCAUAAUUAUUAAUAAAAUAUGUCACAUUGAUCUCUACACUGGAAAUCAGUGAUACUGCUCUGUUACUAUAUACAAAUAAUAUGGACUCUAGCAAAGCUUAGGUGAAUAAUAGAAAUGAGAGAAGAUUGACAAUGAAUGCUCCAAAGUUAAAAAGACUUUAGAAAGUUAGUGUAGUUAAAGAAGGCCAGAGGAAUUUGAUUUUGUCAAAGCGGUUGAGAAAAGAGGACAGAAUGUUUGUGAUAGGAAGGUGAAAGACUGUGGGAUGACUGACGUGUAGUGUGAGAAGGCAUAAAGAUCAGCAAGUGGAAAGAAGGGAUAAAGGAGGAUUCAUGUGCUUGAGAUAGCAUAAAGCCAAAGAGAUGGGAUUAACUGAACUUUAAAGUUUUGUAACUGAUUCAGAGCAUGGAAAAGGGUCCACAAAGUGGUUAGAUAGACUGAUAGGCCUAUAGUGAAGAAAAAACUUACCUUGAGGGGACACUGAGAAGCUAACCAAGGAUAUGGUUACUGAAUUUGAUUAUUUCCUGGUUAAACCUAUUGGAGUGAAAAGGUAUGAAUUUGAAAUAUUUUGAGCUUGAAAUGCUCUACAAUACUCAGCACUGAAAACAAUGCUGCUUAGAAGAGUUCUGAUCUCUAAAUGGUACCAUUUUGAGUUGGAAACAUUUUGUCAGAAUAAUGGCAGAUUGCUUCUAAUAAGGUUCAGAACAACCGAUUUCAAUCUUGAAUUGUUUUAUACUCUUCUAAUUAAAACUUUAAAAUUAAGGGUUUUUAAAAGAAAAAAUACAUUCUGUUUCCAUGAAGACAAAAUAGAAUAAGUUUGAAUUUUUUAAAAAAAGAAUAGGUAUAAACAUUACCUGCAAAUAUGUAAUUUUCAAUGUUCCUACCACAAUUAACAACUUCAGUAAAUUGGAUGAGUGAUGCCUAACAGGAAGACAGAAAUAAUCUAAACAAUACAUACGCAAAGUGUAGCUUAAUAACACCAAAACUGACAUAGAAUUAUAUAUUAUAGGGAGAGGUAUAUUGAUGCAGAACAAUACUAGCCCAUGUAUAAAAUGUUGACAUGCAUUCUGGAGAAUUAUGCCUAAGCCCAAAAUUUAGAUUACUCAAUUUGUUUAAUCUCCAGGGGCUAUUUUAUAAUGUUAAAAGAAUUCAUUCCUGUGAUGUGUAUUUGUAAACAUCCAAUCAUGCCUGAUUGUGAAUUUGGUGUCAGGCCCCUCCCUGCAGUGUCAGUAAAAUGUGUGUUUUAAUGCAACAAUUCCAACUAUAUAAUAUAUCAGAUUUUGUAUUUUUAGUACUGUUAAGUUUUCAUUUUAAUGGUUUGUUCUUUGGUAUUCCUCAACCCAUAUGUAUAUAUUUGCCACCUUAUAAAUCCAUUUCAUGAAUCAUUUGGAGUAGCUGUUGCCUGUAAAACAUUAUGUUGCAAUAAAAUAAACCAAUGAAUCUUUGAAUUGCCAAAAAA
Molecule: messenger RNA, 4774 nt
Organism: Crotalus tigris (Tiger rattlesnake)
Lineage: Eukaryota; Metazoa; Chordata; Lepidosauria; Squamata; Viperidae
Product: rho-associated protein kinase 1-like
Exons: 8
Coding region: 617-1579 (320 amino acids)
Biological process (GO): Rho protein signal transduction; mitotic cytokinesis; actomyosin structure organization
Cellular component (GO): cytoplasm; cytoplasmic stress granule; cytoskeleton
Molecular function (GO): Rho-dependent protein serine/threonine kinase activity
Source: RefSeq, a predicted model, not a curated record